This is a messenger RNA of Dama dama (fallow deer), 1612 nucleotides long. RefSeq lists its product as uncharacterized. The transcript is spliced from 5 exons. NCBI's taxonomy places the organism in Eukaryota, Metazoa, Chordata, Mammalia, Artiodactyla, Cervidae. The coding region runs from base 1 to 1491 and encodes 496 amino acids. The record is from RefSeq and is a predicted model, not a curated record.
AUGCGUCUGUUUAUGUCUGGGAUGUCUGAGGAGAAUGCUGGGGCAGUGGCCCUUGCUCUCAUGGCCACCUGCAAGGAGGAAGGCAGCCCGGCCGCUCUGAUUGGGGAUCCGUUCAUCACGGUCACCCAGGGAUUCAGGCUGAUGGAGCAGCCAGCAUCUAGAAAGCCACUGGUGGUCAUGGCCAAGGAAAAAGAUGUGGGGAAUCACGAACUGGGUCUUCGAAGCCCCACCAACAUGUGCUGUCAUUUCUGCUCACAAUCCAUUAUCCGAAGCAAGUCACAGGGGCGCAUCCAACUGGAAAGGGUAGAGAAGGGCUUCACCCAUCAAACUCCUAAGCCCAAAAUAGGAGUGAGGCGCCCAGAGGUGAGAACGAGGCUGGAGGCGGGGCCGUGCUCCGAGGUGCUCGCGAGGCCACACCCCGAAGUGAACGUGCUAGGGGCGGGGCCAUACCGAGAGGUGGGUGCGAGGCCGGGGGCGGGGCCGCACCCGGGAAGCGCCGAGACAGUUAGGAAGGCAACAGCGGUCUCUACAGGUGGCGCGCGCAGGGCUUCAGGCCGCCAGCGUCGCCUGGGCGCGGCUGAGGAAAUCCGUGAACCGGCGAAUCGCUCGCGGACGCGGCAGAGAGGAGCUCGCGGGGCUGUGCUGCGCGCACCCUGGUACCGCCGUCGCUGCUGCUGCCGCCGAGCCAAGGAACGAGGAGCUCGGCUCCAUCGAGCGUCGCAGCGACAGCAUAGCGCCCCGCGAAGCGUUGCCCGGGCGACCGCCGCAGCUCCACCUAGCAGCAACAGGGCGACUGAAAACCCCGCGGUCCCCCUCGCAACCUUCCUCCUGCUUCCUGUCCCCUCAGUCUCCCCUUCCUCAUCCUUUGUCACCCCCCUCCUCCCCAGCAAACGCCGACCCCCUGAGCGCGGGAUCGGCGGAGGGACGCGGCUGGCCGGCGCUGCGGGGCCCCUCCACCCUGCCGCCUGGCGCGGGCCGGCCAGCCGCACCGCUGAGGGCUCCGCGCGGGCCAAGUCCGCCCGCCUCCUGCCUGGGCCUGGCGGCCGCACAUCAACACCAGCCAAGCUGAAGAGCGCCUGCUGCGCUUGGCUGCCCGCCGCGGCCGAGGUCGCAAUCCGUCGUGCUGUCGCCGCCCUCAACUCCUUUGCCGAGGGCCCCGCGGAGCUGGAACUGGCGCUAGAGGAGGAACUGGAGCUGCUGGCGGCCGGGGAACGGCCUUCCGAACCCGAGGAGCAUCCCCAGGACAAGCCCAGGGAGGGUCGGACUGCCGCCACAGCGCCUGCCCAGAAUUCGGCAGAAGGAUCUGGUGUUAGCGACCCGAGGGGGCAAGGCAUUGCUGGAGAGGAGCCAAGAGGAGUCGGCAGGAUGAGCAGAUGCACAGGGAACCGACAGAUAAGCUGGAGGUCCAACUUUCUCUGUUACUCUCCAUUGCCCCUUGUCUGUGUGGACUCACUGCCAGGAAUGAAACUAACAAAAGCAAAGUAUCCGUAGAGGGAAGAGGAAUGAAGCCAGGAGAGGAUCUAAGCAAGCAAAAUGUAACGUCUUUUGAGGAUGCUACAGAAGAGAUGUGAACACUUUGACAUGAAUAAAUAUUGUCCUUCCACCAUGCUGA